Molecule: messenger RNA, 2462 nt
Organism: Leucoraja erinaceus (little skate)
Lineage: Eukaryota; Metazoa; Chordata; Chondrichthyes; Rajiformes; Rajidae
Product: cholecystokinin receptor-like
Biological process (GO): phospholipase C-activating G protein-coupled receptor signaling pathway
Cellular component (GO): plasma membrane
Molecular function (GO): cholecystokinin receptor activity; gastrin receptor activity
Source: RefSeq, a predicted model, not a curated record
AUGCGUGGGCACUUCACGUGCGGCUUGUGCACUGACCAGGCCGGCUGGGAGCUGCAGUUCAGGAGCCGGGUUUGGUGGCGGCUCCGAGUGGCCGCGGUCGGUGCGGGUGUGAGCGGCUACAGGGGUCUGGGUGCCCCGGCUCCGAGUGUCCGCGGUCCGGCCAUGGAUGCCAACACCAGCCGCCUGAUGCCGAGCGGCUGCGGGAACCAGUCGAUGCUGAUCAAUGGGUCGUGCGAGGAAUCGCGGAGAGGAGAGGGGCGGUCGGGGAGAAGAGAGGGAUCUGCGGUCCACAACUCCCUGACAGUGGCCACGCAAGUGGACAGAGCGAGUUGGGAGUACUGGGUGCGCAUCGUGCUGUACGCGGUGAUCUUCCUGCUGAGUGUGGUGGGCAACGCGCUGGUGAUCGCGGUGCUGGGGGCCAACCGGCGCCUGCGGACGGUGACCAACUGCUUCCUGCUGCGCUCGCUGGCGGGCAGUGACCUGCUCCUGGCGCUGGUCUGUAUGCCCUUCACCCUCGUGCCCAACCUGCUGGGCGACUUCAUCUUUGGUGCCGCCAUGUGCAAGAUCACCGCCUUCUUCAUGGGUACCUCGGUGACGGUGUCUACCCUCAGCCUGGUGGCCAUUGCUCUGGAGCGCUACAACGCCAUCUGUAAACCGCUCCAGUCCCGGGCCUGGCAGACACGCUCCCACGCCUGCCGUGUGAUCGGCCUGACCUGGGUCCUGGCUGCCCUCCUCAUGGCUCCCUACCCUCUGUACAGCCGCCUCUCCCCCUUUUCCCUUGGGGGUGAUGGAUCCACAGCCCAUCUCUGCCGACUGGCCUGGCCCAGCCUCGCCGUCCACAGAGCCUGGUACGUGCUGCUGUUGCUGGUGUUAUUAUUCGUGGUGCCGGGCGCGGUGAUGGCCGGCGCUUACGGCAUGAUCUCCCGCGAACUUUACCGCGGCAUCCGCUUCGAGCUCCGGCAGCGGCAGGAGGCCAAAGCACAGGCGGGCGGUGGAGGUGGCGGGGGCGGGGGGGGGGGUGGGGGAGGGGACUCGUCGGAGGACGGGGACGGCUGCUACGUACAGACUGGGAGGAGACGGACCUCGAUGGAGAUGUCUGGACCAGACGGAGGGAGAGUGCGGUGCAGCGGCUCGGAGUCGAAGCUGGAGGGCAAGAAGCGGGUAGUGCGGAUGCUGAUGGUGAUUGUGGGCAUGUUCUUCCUGUGUUGGAUGCCCCUGUACACGGCCAACACGUGGCGGGCCUUUGAUCACGCUAGUGCCACACGCGUGCUGUCCGGGGCCCCCAUCUCCUUCAUCCACCUGUUGACCUACACCUCGGCCUGUGUCAACCCCCUGGUCUACUGCUUCAUGAACCGCCGCUUCCGCCAGGCGUUCCUCGCCACCCUGGCCCGCUGCCUCGCGCCCAUCCGCACCCUCACCGCCCACAACGACCAGCCCACCACCACCGCCACCUCCCUCUCCAAGUUCAGCUACACCACCGUCAGCACCGUGGGCGGGCCCUGACCUCUGAUCCACACUGACCUCUCACCCCACCAACCUCUGACCCACACUGACCUCCAACCCCACCGACCUCUGACCCACACUGACCUCCAACCCCACUGACCUGUGACCCACACUGACCUCUCACCCCACUGACGUCUGACCCUCAGCGACCUCCAACCCCACUGACCUAUGACCCACACUGACCUCUCACCCCCACCAACCUCUGGCCCAUACAGACCUCCAACCCCUCUGACCCACACCGACCUCUCACCCCACCGACCUCUGACCCACACUGACCUCCAACUCCACCGACCUCUGACUCACAAUGACCUCCGACCCCACCGACAAUCCCCACGACCUCUGGCCCCUCACUGACCUCUGGCCUCACCAACCUUUCUCUCCCCUCCUUCCCGACCCUCUGCCUCUCUCUCCACAACAGCCUCUUAAACACUACUGUCGUAUCUGCCUCCACCCACACCCCUGGCAGCGCGUUCCAGGCACCCACCACCCUCUGUGUAAAACACUUGCCCCGCACAUCUCCUUUAACCUUUGCCCCUCUCACCUUAAAGCUGUGCCCUCUAGUCUGUGACAUCCCCACCCUGGGGACAAGGCUGUGACUGUCUACCCUAUCUCCGCCUCUCAUUAUUUUAUAAACAUCUAUCAGGUCUACCCUUGUCUCCCGACGUUCCAGAGACAACAAUCCAAGUCUGUCCACCCUCUCCCUGUAGCUGAAACCCUCUAAUCCCGGCAUCGUUCUGGUAAACCUCCUCUGCACCGUCUCCAAAGCCCCCACAUCCUCCCUGUGAUGGGGGCGACCAGAACUGCCCGCAAUACUCCAGAUGCAGCCCGACCCAAGUCCGAUAAAGCUGCAUGGUGACUUCCUGACUCUUGUACUCGACGCCCCGACCGAUGAAGGCCAGCGUAACGUUCGCCUUCUUUACCGCUCUGUCCACUUGGGUGGCCACUGUCAGGGAGUUGUG